GUUGUAGACAUAGUAGGAGAGGCUGCGUCUAGAAGCUGAAACUGAAUUCACAGAAAGGGGGAUUUCAGAGAACCUGCUUUAAAAAAAAAAAAAAAAAAAAAAAAGCCUGGGCAAAAUCUAGCUUUCAACAAUGCAAUUGACUGUGUGUGAGCCCGCCGACACACCUGCAGCCGUGGUGAUGGAACCUCCCAGAGACGGUGGCUUCCUGCAGUCGUCCUGCGCUGCCGGGGACUGCGUGGCCUCCCUCGACGACGUCGCCGUGGAUACCGCCAAUGAGUCCUCAGAAGAAGAGUCAACCGGGGACAGGGAAGAGGACACUGGUGCACAUGAUGAAGUCACCAACGCCAAGACAGAGAUUCCUAAUGAACAGCUCCCAAAUACACAGACAGUAAAUGCCCGGCGCCCAGACUCUCUGUCAGUGCCUGCAGCCGGGGAGCCUGGCCUGUGGACGUCCCAGGGCAAUGGGGAAGUGAAGCUGAGGAUGGGGGAGUCAGGCCUGGCUGCCGAGACCCCUUUGACCAUACAUCAGAUGUUCACCUCAGCUGUGGAGCGUUUCGGCGACUGCACCGCUUUGAGCUGGAAGGAGGGCGAGCAGCAGAAGAUCCUUAACUACAGGGACUACUACCAGGCCUGCCGCACCGCAGCCAAGAGCUUCCUCAAGCUUGGUCUGGAGCGCUACCACGGCGUCGGCAUCCUGGGCUUCAACUCCUCUGAGUGGUUCAUCUCUGACAUCGGUGCCAUUUUGGCAGGUGGUUUUGCAGUGGGCAUCUACACCACCAACUCUCCCGAGGCAUGCCAGUAUGUAGCAGAGAACUGCAAGGCCAACGUUCUUGUUGUCGAGAACCACAAACAGCUGCAGAAGAUUCUCCAGAUUCAAGACCAGCUGCCACACUUGAAAGCCAUUGUCCAGUACAAAGAUGCGCUAAAAGAAAAGAGGCCAAAUGUUUACACAUGGGAAGAGUUCAUGGAGCUUGGACGUGACGAGCCGGACGCUCCUCUCGAUGAGAUCAUUGCCAGCCAGAAGCCCAACCAGUGCUGCACGCUCAUCUACACCUCAGGAACCACAGGCCAGCCCAAAGGAGUCAUGCUCAGCCAUGACAAUCUGACAUGGACAGCUUUCGCCAUCAGCCGCCAUGUGCGCCUGACAGAGGCCACGCAGGCUCAGGAGUGUGUGGUCAGCUACCUGCCGCUCAGCCACAUUGCGGCUCAGAUGGUGGACAUCUGGGUCACCAUGAAGGUCGGAGGGGCCACCUACUUCGCCCAACCAGACGCCCUCAAGGGCUCUCUGGUAAACACCUUGAAGGAGGUGCGUCCCACGGCCUUCAUGGGCGUGCCGCGAGUCUGGGAGAAGAUGCAGGAGAAAAUGAAGUCUGUCAGCGCCAAGUCCUCCACUGUGCGUAGGAAAGUUGCCGCAUGGGCCAAAGAUGUUGGACUGCAGACUAAUCUCACCAAAAUGAGCCAAAACGGAGCAGUCGGGCGCACACCUCUGAACUAUCGCGUGGCCAAGAAGCUGGUGUUCAAAAAGGUGCGCAAAGCCCUGGGCCUGGACCGUUGCAACAAGUGCUACACAGGCGCCGCCCCCAUCACCAAAGACACCCUGGAGUUCUUCCUCAGCCUGGACAUUCCUGUGUACGAGCUGUACGGCAUGAGCGAGAGCACCGGACCUCACACCAUCUCCCUGCCCGACGCCUUCAGGCUCACCAGCUGUGGGAAGGAGAUUCCAGGGUGCAAGACGAAGCUGCACAACCCAGACGAGGAGGGCAACGGAGAGAUCUGUUUCUGGGGUCGUCACGUCUUCAUGGGUUAUCUCAACAUGGCCGACAAGACAGAGGAGGCUCUGGACUCCGACGGCUGGCUGCACUCCGGUGACUUGGGAAAACACGACCAGAAUGGAUUCCUCUUCAUCACCGGUCGAAUCAAAGAGCUAAUCAUCACAGCAGGAGGAGAGAACAUACCUCCUGUGCCCAUCGAGGAUGCUGUGAAGGAAGCCGUGCCGCUCAUCAGCAACGCCAUGCUGAUCGGAGACAAGAGGAAGUUCCUGUCCAUGCUGCUCACCAUUAAGAGCCAGGUGAACGGGGAGACGGGCACCCCGGAGGAUGAGCUCACGCCCGAGGCCGUGGAGCUGUGCAAGAAGCUGGGCAGCAGUGCCACACGCGUCUCUGAGAUCUGCGGCGGCCGAGACCGUGCGAUCCACGCCGCCAUUCAGGAGGGCAUCAACCGUGUCAACGAGAAGGCCACGUCCAACGCCCAGCGCAUCCAGAAGUGGGUGGUUCUAGACCAGGACUUCUCCAUCACGGGAGGAGAGCUGGGUCCUACCAUGAAGCUGAAGAGGCCGGUGGUCAUGAAGAUGUACAAAGAGCAGAUUGAGAACUUCUAUAAGGAAGUGGCGACUCCCAGCACCCCCGACAACCCCCUGCCUCCAAAAUAGAGCUGCAUGGGACAGUUAAGUCCCCUCCGCCCGCACAGGGGAUCAGAGAGCCGCCAGGGAAGACCUGAUGCUGACAGGACUCUAUUUCUGAUAUGCACGCAUAUGCAUACACAAUACACACACACACACACACAUACAUUUUCCACUGAUACACUCCACCUCAUGCAGCCAGCUGCACUCUGUUCGCAUUUCUCUUCUGUAAAAAAUGUUUUGUUAAUUUUUUUUUUUUUUUUUUUUUUUUUGGUUGUUGGGUUCUGUUUACAUUUGUGGGUGUUGUACAAAAAGAAAGCAAAGGAAAAUCCACAAGAAGCCAUUGUAAAAUAGCUUUAUAAAUUUUGAAGAGGGUGAUUGCAACUAUUUAUUUGUGUUACUGUAAUGAAGCAUAAUAUCCAAUAUAUGAAGGAGCCACAGGUGUAUGAAGUCAUUGUUUAUUGUACUGUAAUACUUGAGAGACAAAGAGACAGAAUCCAAAAAACACAAGUGUACAGGACAAGGUAGAAUUUAGGACUAAGGAACUAGUUGCUAUUUAUUUAUUGGUUUCAGUUUGCCAAAGUCAACAUUUUACUUGGGCCAGAUGAGCUUCAGAUGUGAAGAAAUGAAAUAGUUCUGAAAUCACUAUGGCAGUUAGGGAUCACAUCUGAUAUUUACUGGCCUCAUCAAUAUUGUUUAUUAUCGUCAUUAUUAUCAUUAUUAUUAUUGUUAUAUUUUUUUAAAGUCAUUUAUGUUGUUGGUCUGUCCAAAACACUCUGUGAAGCUGUUCUGCAGUGACUCUGUAAGUAGUGACCAAGCUAAAUGCAAUUGUAAAGAUAAAUUGAAAUCUGGGCUAAAACCACACUCUCUCUCAGUUGAGUCCAAAAUUUGUUUGUUUGUUAAACUGAAACAGUGACAUUUAAGCCAUUUGCAUACAUAUAAAUGCACACACACACACCAUAAGUCCUGUUUGUAUUCAGAUUUUGUUUGUGUUGACAUACGGCCUACACACUUGCCUGGUCCUAUUUGAAAUGUUUUCUAACGAUUCUAUGUGUAUAAUUGCUGUGAUCUUGUGAAAUACUGUAAAUAUGUUUCUGCUUCAUUUCUCUUGUAUUCAUUUUUUUUUUAUUAUUGGUUGAGUGAUCAUCAUAUGGGUCUGAAAUGAUCAUCAGUCCAGAGUUGUUAUGCGUCAUUUUUGCAUGCAUAGAUGGGAGAAAGCAUAACUAGAAUGGGACGUGUACAUAAAGUAGAUCUUAGAUUAUAUUGCAAACAUAUCAGGUGUGUUAUAAUGGUCCUUAUUGCUGCUUUUUCCGCACCUAUGCAUCAGACACAACUUUUAAAAUGCUCAAAAUUUCGGUACUAUGACCAAACGUCAUGUGCCUCAUGGACGACAUUUCACGCAUAUUCACAUUCUGAAAUAAAAUACCUUGAAGGAAAAGGUGAACAUGUAACCUGUUAUUGCAAUCCAAAGAGCUGAUGUGUAUAAAUGUAGCAGCAGUGAUUGUACAUAUGCCUAGUUUAUGUGUUUGUAUCUUCAUAGUGCAAAAUGAAGGCGGGUAUGGUAAACCAGCUGAAGUUCAGCAUAAACACUACAAAGCCAGUGAGGCAGAUCAUGUAAUUUAGGACUUGUGUGUGUAUAUAUAAAUAAAUGGGGAAAUGAC
Molecule: messenger RNA, 4059 nt
Organism: Myripristis murdjan (pinecone soldierfish)
Lineage: Eukaryota; Metazoa; Chordata; Actinopteri; Holocentriformes; Holocentridae
Gene: acsbg2
Product: acyl-CoA synthetase bubblegum family member 2
Exons: 15
Coding region: 131-2428 (765 amino acids)
Cellular component (GO): endoplasmic reticulum; membrane
Molecular function (GO): long-chain fatty acid-CoA ligase activity
Source: RefSeq, a predicted model, not a curated record